AUGGCAGUCUAUCUGGAAGAUGGUGCCACGACUCAAUCAUUGAAACUACACAAAGCACCUAGAUUAGAAACUUUGGAUAUAGCACUCGGUCCAUAUUGUCCUACUGAUGCUAAUGUUGUUAAGUGGUUAGAAAAUGCGGUUGAACGUAGGGUUUUUGUAGAUGUUCCUUCUCUCGUAUGCCUCCCAUCCCUCAAAGGUCUUGUCCUUGUCUCUGUGGUAUACAAAGAUGAAGAUUCUCUUGUUAGGCUCUUAUCGAGUUGUCCUAUUCUCAAUUAUUUGUAUGUGGAGCGACAUGACCCAGACAAUGUGACAAAGUUUAGUGUUAAAGUGCCAUCUUUAGUGACUUUAACGUAUCUGAACCAAACAGUACUCGGUGAAGAAGAUGUAGAGGAUAUUGGAGGGUCUUUGGUCAUAGAUUCAGCUAUUUUAAAGGAAUUCGCCAUCAUAGAUUGUUCCACAAACUCAUGCUCGAUUGAGAACAAGCCUCACCUUGAUAAUGCAUUUAUCUACGUUAAUAGUUACCUUGAUGACAAAUUUAUUAGAUGUCUUUCCUCAGUCAGGUUGUUCGAGAUAAGUCUAAGCGUUGCAACGCAACCAGAUGAUGUACCUCUAUGCUUGUCAACCAAACUUGAGAUCUUUGAGUGGAAAGAAUAUGGAGGAACAAGGGAAGAGAAACAAAUAUUAAGAUACAUUCUUGCCAACUCCAAGUGUUUAAAGAGAGUUGGAAUCUCUCUGAAACCAACAUGGAAUUGGAAUAAAAAUAAGAUAAUGAAGGAGUUAAAAUCCAUGUAUAGGGUUUCAUCAUCAUCUCAUCUUCUCUUCUUUACUCAAUUGGAGUUUGUGGCCAACGUUGAGAAGAACUGA
Molecule: messenger RNA, 864 nt
Organism: Camelina sativa (false flax)
Lineage: Eukaryota; Viridiplantae; Streptophyta; Magnoliopsida; Brassicales; Brassicaceae
Source: RefSeq, a predicted model, not a curated record